ACUCCUAAACAAACCAUACAUACAUAUACAUAGAUAGAUAGACAGUAAAAAUAAAAAUAUACCCAAAUUCCAAAGGAGAGAAAACGCGUGACUUGAGAGCCAAAGAAGAACUGCUUAGACUUCUCAUAUGACGCUGGUGCAGUCCCUGAAUUAACUGGUUGAUUGUGAAGAGAAGAGGAGAAUUUUUUAUUCUGUUGAAGUCAGACUUCUGUUUAAGACUUUUGCAUCCCAUGUUUCCAAUACUUACCUCUCAGUCAGUGGACUUAGAUGGCCAGUUCCUUGAUAGGGCUACACCGGAAAAGCCAAACUAACCAGUUCCAAUUAUUAAUGGAGCAAGCAAAUAACCGUAGCAAUGAUGAGCAUGUCAUUGACAUAACGAGUAGCAGCGAUGCAUCCUCAUCAAGCAACCCCCAUGAUAGACCAGUCAAUAACUUGCUGCAUGAACAAGCUGAAGAUCAGCCAUCAACAAGCACAGCAGUGCCUGUCUCACAACAUGCAUUUUCUUCUGCUAAUAGAUCAAACUUGAGGAACUCAUCAUUUGUUCGAAGAGGAAAUGGGCGUAGCCGCCAUCGGAGUCCUCUGAAUUCCUUGCUAUGGAUAUCCAUUGAAUUAGUCUUGACAGUGAGCCAAAUAAUUGCAGCAGUUGUAGUGUUGGCCAUGUCAAGGGAUGAGCACCCACGUGCUCCACUAUCCCAAUGGAUCGUCGGUUAUGCAUCUGGGUGUGUAGCAAUUCUCCCUCUUCUCUAUUGGCGUUUUCGUCACAGAAACCAGAAUUCAGAUCAGGAUUCAUCUCAGCAGCAACAGGGUGCUUCGCAGACUGAACUCUCAGCCAGACCUUCAUCGAGUACAAGGAGUUCAGAAGUUGAAGGUCGUCAGACAACUGGUACAGCUUCUAUAGGUGGUCAAAGUAGUGGACUACAGAGCAGAAGGUUAAAGGCACUCGUUGACUACUUUAAAAUGGCACUAGAUUGCUUUUUUGCAGUGUGGUUUGUGGUUGGCAAUGUCUGGAUAUUUGGCGGACACUCUUCUUCCUCUGAGGCUCCUAACUUGUACAGGUUGUGUAUAGUAUUUCUAACCUUUAGCUGUAUCGGGUAUGCGAUGCCAUUUAUUCUAUGUGCAACAAUCUGCUGCUGCCUCCCCUGCAUUAUUUCAGUCAUGGGCUUCAGAGAAGAUCUGACUCAAAACAAAGGAGCCACACCAGAAUCAAUUAAUGCUCUUCCGACCUAUAAAUUUAAGGUAAAGAAAAACAAAAGUGGCUACAAAGAGGCUGCUGAAGGUGGGAUUGUGGCUGCAGGAACAGAAAAGGAGCGUGUCAUAUCAGGAGAAGAUGCGGUAAAUUUUUCCCGUUUUGACAUAGUUUUUUCUGGUUUAUUUGUGUCCGUUUUAGUGACAAAAUUCUCUUUUGAAGAAUGAAGAACUUUGCAAGCUUGAACCUCCACCAUCCUCCAUUUGAAAUGGGGGAAAAGAAAGAAAAAAGAGAAUUAUUUAUCCUACCAAUAACUCCCCCUCCUCUCUCUCUCUCUCUCUCUCUCUCUCUCUCUCU
Messenger RNA from Nicotiana tabacum (common tobacco), 1543 nucleotides. The record is from RefSeq and is a predicted model, not a curated record. Lineage: Eukaryota; Viridiplantae; Streptophyta; Magnoliopsida; Solanales; Solanaceae.